AAAAGGUCCCGGAGGAAAAUCCAAUCGCAAAAAUCGUCGUCUGCGUCUAAUAACGUAGAUGCCGUAGAUCUCCAGCUUAUAUACUGUAUAUGUAUAUAGUAUACAGACACCAACUCGAAGGAACGUAAAAAGGCGCUACGCGUUAAAUAUUUGUUUGGGAAUUAUUCAGUCUGCACGUAAUCGCCUCGAUGAAAACCUCCUCGGACGCGUAGUAAACAGUAAAGAUUCUCGUUAUCGUCCAGCCUUGAGUAUCCUCGCUGGUCCGUUAUCCCUUAUUUUCUCAAGGUCAACAUUCAAAGCUACCGUGUCUGAGUUCCAACACGAGCGAGGCUCACAGUGGACACGUUAUUACCCCGGUGGUUACGCAGCCUAGAGCGAGAGGUACCCAAGACUUACGAAUACGAACAGCUAAUAAUAGAGGAUGCAUCGAUCACCUUGGGUUAACGUUGCGCAGGGAAAGACCGUAAAGGCCUGUUUUCAAUCAGUGUCCGAACAAUGUUUACAAGGGAUGUUGCGUCACGUCGUAUCAACUCGGCAAAUCUACGUGUGGAUGGAUAAUCUGGGCAAGAAGAGUCGAUGUUUGCGUCCGAUCCCUUUCUUUUUAUUUCCUCCAAUUGUUAUACUACCAGAGAAAGAGAGACGGACAGACAGAACUUCUAGAUAUCUAAACUGUCGGACGUACAUACCAGCUGAAGCUUCCGAGUGGCUCGGACUUGCGUCACAGAUAGGAGAUGCGGAAUGGACCGAAAGAGUUUACCAAGAAGCGUAUAAAGCCUCACCCACCCCUAACUAAUCUGUUCCUGAUCGUCUUCUCUAUUGGCCGGUAUUUCCGAACCUCGCAAGACCACCCGGGGCGCGCGUGACGACUAACGCGGAAAAAAGAAGCGCUUGGCCGAAUUAUCUUUAGUACCAUCAGACGCCACGGGGCGCGCAUCAAGAAUCUCAACGAUGUCCAUAUACACUUGUAACGGACCGAAGGAAUUUUUUAUCUUUCAACCCUAAGUAAUCGUGUAAACUGAAUUUCUUUUUUUGUACACUCCGCUACCGAUCUACCGUGUAUUAGCAUAUCGAUAAAGCGCAAGGAUGGAACGCGGAGACGAGGAGUGUCGGACACACCCUUUGCUACGGUUGCCUCCCCAUCUCAAAAUUAUCCCCUGAGCGUCAGACCCAAGUACGUAUUCAACUUAUCUGGUCCUAAGGGAUUUCCGUGAGGAUGUGUAUGAUGAAUAAAAAAAUUAUUUCCUAGUGUUCCUUGGAAGAAGACCCCCUCUUGAUACCCUUGGACUAGCCCUGGAUCCCGAGUGGAUGAACAUUCGGGACCGUCUGAACCACGUGGCCCCCCGCCCCAAUGCACUUGUUAGUACAGUAUCGGUAGACAACUGCUGGAAGACGCAGCUUGGCGCGCUCGUCACAGGAAGUGGACCAACAGGAGAACGUACAUAUACCACCGGUACAAUCACCGGUACGAACGAGAUCAGCGAAGAGACUUUUCAUCCGUAUGAAAAGCGUGGAAAAGUUCAUUGCUCGAGAGGGGCCGACGGUGCCAGUGGGGGGGAUCAGUGAAUAAGGGUGAAUCGGUUUAUAUGGGGUGAAUAGGACGGAUGAGUAUCAGGGAGUAAAGCAGUAGGGGUUGUGGGGGGUUCGUUCCACGUAGACAGGUCAUUCACCCAGGGGAUGAACGCGAUGAAAAAGGGAAAAUACUCCCACGUCCAUUCCGAUGGUCUUGACGUGUCUUUCGAACAACCCAGAAGCUCCGUACAGCCAGCAGCUACCUAAUUUCGCCAUGACUUGACAGUUUCCUCGACGAUAUUAUGUACGGCUGGUAACAACGAGAUGGCGCCACCGGAGUUAUUCUAAAGUAUCACUUUACCAAUGUUUACAUGCUGCCUCAGCCGCGUCGUCCCCGUGUUCACCGGAAGCAGAGGAAGCCCUGCGCACGGCAGGAAAGCUAAAAGAGCCCCGGCUGAGGCUCGCCGGACUUUUCGUCGGGCAUCGAGCCACCAGGAAAGAUGUGGAGGCCUCGAAAUAACGUUACGAGGAAAUUUCGUGGCUCGUUAAUGACUCGCGGUCGAGUCGUGUGCCCAGGAGUUGCGUAAUACCUCUGUCGAAAAUCACCAUGCAGCAUUAGAGCCGACUUUUAUACACUCUGUCGGACUUGAACCAGACCGGCGCGAAUAGCCAUGACAAUAUUCAAUGAUCUUAAGGAGAAUCGCGUGCACGGAGGAUGUUCAAAGUCGGGGAUGCUUCGCUUGUGUCCUUACCAGAGGGGUCGGCUGCGACUUCAGGUCUAUUCUUACGCGGCUCCUCCUACGAAAACACCGAACCAGCCUUAAACUACCCUUGUUACCUCUUCCGUGUGGGGAUAGGGUGUCGCUGGGGUCUGUCCUCACCCUACACACUGCACCCUUAUAAACCGUAACACGUGGUAGGUAUGUGUAUGCCAAAGCAACGCGAUCCGUAUACACGUGAACUUGCAACCCUCCAUACAUAAUUCUAGCCUCUUGAAGGGAGCUGGCGCGCACACCCACGCACCCACACCGCAGAGGCCACUGGCCUGAAUGCUCUGCAGUCUACAGUUCCUUUGCUACCUACUCGUCGAAGGGUGAUUCAGUGUGACACGGUGAUUCCGUCGGGUGACUCACGCGGUCGUCCAGGAGCGGGUAGAGCUCACCCUUGCAUGUAUAUUCUGGUAUUGGAUAAGAAUCGCAAUGUAAAUUCUGAGGGCUGGCAGUCUGAAAGUGAAUUUGUC
Molecule: messenger RNA, 2749 nt
Organism: Cephus cinctus (wheat stem sawfly)
Lineage: Eukaryota; Metazoa; Arthropoda; Insecta; Hymenoptera; Cephidae
Exons: 3
Coding region: 422-793 (123 amino acids)
Source: RefSeq, a predicted model, not a curated record